Molecule: messenger RNA, 1509 nt
Organism: Topomyia yanbarensis
Lineage: Eukaryota; Metazoa; Arthropoda; Insecta; Diptera; Culicidae
Product: protein THEM6
Exons: 3
Coding region: 549-1256 (235 amino acids)
Source: RefSeq, a predicted model, not a curated record
UUCUGUUCUGCAGUGGGCAAACCGUGACAGUGACAGUUGUUUCGAAGAUUUGCAUUAUUGAUAAAUUUGCAGUACUCUUACGAAGCAGGAUCAGUUAAUUUUAUUCAACAAAUGUUUAGUGAAAGAAUCUAACAAUGUGACAGGUGUUGAACUUCCGCAAUUUUACCGUACGGCCAUCACCUAAUCGCAGUAGGCCAAUGUUCUCGGAAGCCAAACAAAACCAAGGACGAAACUAGAGUGAUUAUGCGGAAAAUCAGCCCUUUCCAAUCAGCUGAUGUGUGAUACUGCGGGCUGGACCCUGGCCAACGACUGCAGCAAAUAAAAAUGAUCAAAUCUUAGUGAAGUGAUGUGGCAGGCUACAUUUUAGGCAAUAGUUUCCCUUCCGAUCCUGAAUCGAUCGUACUAGCGUACAACGGCGGUGGUGAAAGCUUCUAUCGCCUAAUCGAACAGGUCAAGUGGCGAAUAGGUGCGGAAAAAUCGAUUUCUCAUGCUAAUUUUUUGCCCCGCCUGAAGAAAGUAAGCAGCAGCAGCAGCAGCCUACUGCCGUGAUGUUGUGCACCGUGCUGGGAAUUGUGCUGGGAGUGAUUGUGGCCCUCUAUGUGCUGUUUGAGCUGCACUAUUUCCUGAGGAUGUGCCUUUGUGUGAUUGCGGCCCGGUAUGUCAAGAAGCGGUUACAUAUUCUGGAUACGGCUACCGUUGGGGGACUUUGCCUCACAAACGACAUCGACACUCUGCUGUACCAUAUGAACAACGCCCGCUACCUGCGGGAAGUGGAUUUCGCCCGGGUUGACUUCUACGAGCGGACACGACUAUACCGGACCAUUGUCAGCAAGGGUGGUUCGGUUGUGCAGGGUGCGACAACCAUUCGCUACAGAAGAUUCAUACGUCCAUUUGCCCGCUUCAGUAUCCGUUCGAGGAUUGUUUACUGGGACGAUCAAUCGAUUUUUAUGGAACAUCGGUUCAUCAGCGCUUCGGAUGGGUUCAUUCACUGCAUAGCCCUGUGUCGCCAGCGAGUCCUUCAGUGCUCUGUGGAGGAAGUAAUGGCGACAUUGCUGAAACCGAGUGCGACUGCCAACAGCUCGACGACAUGCAUUGAAAAGGGGGAGAAUGGCGCCGACGGGGGACUGGUGAGCAACGGCAACGGCAAUGGUGGCGAGUUCAGCUGUAGCAAGUUGAAACCGGAAAUGUCCCGCGAGGUGGCAAAGUGGAUGGAAUGGAAUGAGAUAUCCAGUGCGAGCUUACGGAAUGAAUGCUGAAAAGGGCAAUUACCUUCUUAAUAGAUUUGAAUUUUAUACCGAUACUUACUGGUAGUAGUAUACUAUAAGGUCACUGUUGAUAGUUUCUAAAACUAAUAUGGAAUUUGAUGAUCGAUUAAAUUUAAAACUGAACAUUCUGUGCUUCAGUUACAGAAGAAUUUGUAUUUUGUGGCAUCCUGCUUUCUAUUUACAGCGUCGAAAAUAGGAAACAACCAAUAUAGACAAAUAAAAUAAUUCUAUGACUUAUUGUUGA